AUGACGAGCCUCCGUGCCGCCCCUCAUCCCACCAUGGCCGCGGCGCUUCCCUCGCAGCAGCUCGCCUCGUCGCUCACAUCACAUGCACACCUCGCAUCCGUCGCAGCAACCUCACGUGCGACUCUGAGAGCAGUCGCCCAACCGCCUCUGCGAUCGUCGCUGUUCGCCACCAGCACGUCCACCGCGUUCGCGGAGUCGUCGGGCCUCCUGGGCUGCAGGGUGGGGAGCAGCGCGCGGCGCGCGGCACGGCGUGCAGGGCCGUCGGGGCGGGUGGUGGUGCGCGCGGCGGUGUUCGACCAGCUGAGCUCGAGCCUGGAGCAGGCGUGGACCAAGCUGCGCGCGCAAGACAAGCUGACGCGCGACAACAUCAAGGAGCCGAUGCGAGACAUUCGGCGCGCGCUGCUCGAGGCCGAUGUGAGUCUGCCGGUGGUGCGGCGGUUUGUGCGCGAGGUGACGGAGCGGGCGGUGGGCGUGGAGGUGAUCCGUGGCGUGCGGCCGGAGCAGCAGCUCGUCAAGGUGGUGAACGACCAGCUGGUGGCGCUCAUGGGCGGCAACGUCGCGGAGAUCGCGUACGCGCCCGAGGGGAAGGGCCCCACCGUGGUGCUCAUGGCCGGGCUGCAGGGCGUCGGCAAGACCACCGCGUGCGGCAAGCUCGCUCUCUUCCUCAAGAAGAAGGGCAAGACGAGCAUGAUGGUGGCCACGGAUGUGUACCGCCCCGCCGCCAUCGAGCAGCUGCAGACGCUGGGCGCGCAGGUGGGCGUGCCGGUGUACGCGGAGGGCACGGACGCGCGGCCGGUGGACAUCGCACGGCAGGGCGUGGCGGCUGCCAAGAAGGCAGGCGUGGAUGUGGUGAUUGUGGACACAGCUGGUCGCCUGCAGAUAGACCGCAGCAUGAUGGAGGAGCUGAGGGGCAUCAAGGCGGCGGUUAGCCCCACGGAGGUGCUGCUCGUUGUCGAUGCCAUGACGGGCCAGGAGGCUGCUAGUCUGGUGGCGGCGUUUAAUGCGGAGGUGAGCAUCACGGGCGCCAUCCUCACCAAGGUGGACGGUGACUCACGUGGUGGCGCUGCUCUCAGCGUCAAGGAGGUGUCAGGGCGGCCCAUCAAGUUUGUGGGCGAGGGCGAGACGAUGAGUGCACUGGAGCCCUUCUACCCGGACCGCAUGGCCAGCCGCAUCCUCGGCAUGGGCGACGUGCUCUCGCUCGUGGAGAAAGCACAGGAGCUGAUGGACAAGGAGGACGAGGCGGAGGUGAGGAAGCGCAUCAUGGAGGCCAAGUUUGACUUCAACGACAUGCUCAAGCAGACGCGCAUGAUGGCGCGCAUGGGGUCCAUGGGCGGCAUGCUCAAACUCAUCCCCGGCAUGAACAAGCUCACACCGCAGCAGGUGCGCGAGGCAGAGAAGAGCCUCAAGGUCAUGGAGUCCAUGAUCGGCUCCAUGACCAACCAGGAGCGUGCGGACCCGGAGCUGCUUGCAAAGAGCCCGUCGCGCCGCCGCCGCAUCGCCAAAGGCUCGGGCAGAAGCCAGGAGCAGGUGAGCGCGCUGAUCUCGCAGCUGUUCCAGAUGCGAGUGCGCAUGAAGGCCGUGGCCGACAUGGUGUCUGGCAAGGCCAUGCCUGCCAUUCCCGGCCUCGACACAUCGGGUGCCAAGAAGGCCAGUUCCGGCAAGGCGAAGCGGAAGAAGAGCCGAACUGGCUUUUCACAACAGCUAGGGGACAACACUGCACGACUGGCGUCGAGCUCGCACGACUCCAAGCGACUGGCUUCGAGGUCGCACGACUCUAAGCGACUGGCGGAGCUCGGAGUCGCGGCGGCUGCCAGCCAUGCACACCCCCACCGCCCGCACCGCAGCUGCGAGUAUGCGCCCGCCCUCCCGCUCCACCGUGUUCCCCAUCCGUCCGCGCCUCCCCCUGCUAUCCCUCGCGCCGUGCCUGCUGCUACUGCUGCUCCCCCCCCGCCAUCCGCAGCCAUCCGCAGCCUGCCGGGACAGCCGCGCGGAGCGCCGGCGUUCGGGCAGUGGGCGGGGUACAUACCGGUGGGUCCGGCGGGGCGAAAGCGGCUCUUCUAUUGGCUCACGGAGUCCGUGGCGGCGCCUCUCACGAAGCCGCUCGUGCUGUGGCUCAACGGAGGUCCCGGGUGCUCGUCCAUCGGCUACGGCCUCCUGCAGGAGCUCGGGCCCUGGCGAGUGGCGGGCCCCGCGGGACGACAGCUGCAGUUCAACCCGUACUCGUGGAACAAACUGGCGAACGUGUUGUUCCUGGACUCGCCUGCGGGAGCGGGCUUCUCGUACUCGCUGGCGGCCUCCGACCUCGCCACGGGCGACAACCAAACAGCCCAGGACACGGUGCAGUUUCUGCGCGCCUUCCUCCGCCGCCACCCGCGCUACAACGGGCGCAAGCUGCUGCUGGCGGGGGAGAGUUAUGCAGGCCACUACAUUCCGCAGCUGGCGGACGCGUUGGUGGCGAUGGAGGCGCGCCCGGCGCUGAGGGUGCGAAUGAGGGUGGGGGGCGUGCUGCUGGGGAACCCCUUCGUGCAUGCGCGCGUUGACACCACCACCCGCGCGCGCUUCUUUCUCGACCACGGACUGCUCUCCCCCCGCCUCUUCUCCCAGGCCGCGCAGGCAUGA
Messenger RNA from Closterium sp. Naga37s-1, 2619 nucleotides. The record is from the annotation of a GenBank genome assembly. NCBI's taxonomy places the organism in Eukaryota, Viridiplantae, Streptophyta, Zygnematophyceae, Desmidiales, Closteriaceae.